This is a messenger RNA of Engraulis encrasicolus (European anchovy), 915 nucleotides long. RefSeq names its product WD repeat domain 77 (gene wdr77). NCBI's taxonomy places the organism in Eukaryota, Metazoa, Chordata, Actinopteri, Clupeiformes, Engraulidae. Gene Ontology annotation, molecular function: protein binding. The annotation marks the transcript as partial. Gene Ontology annotation, cellular component: methylosome. Gene Ontology annotation, biological process: oocyte axis specification. The transcript has 8 exons. The record is from RefSeq and is a predicted model, not a curated record.
CGUGUGGAAGGAAAUUUGACCGAUUCAUUCGCGGCACGGUUGAGAGCGAGACAUCACCGUUCGCAAACGAAUUAAACACGUACAUUUGUAUUUAUUGUAUUUGGUGGUUGUACUUGCGCCGUACCUUCUUUCAGUGGAUAUCAAAGACAUGAUAAUGGACAACUGGACGAUUCCCCCAAAUGCACCCGCAUGCAUGGACAAGCAACUCAUGUCUGCUCACUACAGACCAGAUGGAGCAUUGCUUUUAGCAGCAUCCAGUCUCACUUACAGGACGUGGAUGGGGUCUAUCUGGGUGUACACUGACCCAACGAAGGCCCCAAAUGAAGGCUUCUGCAAAACUGGGGUUCAGACUGACUCCGGGGUCACCCAGGCUCUCUGGGCAUCUGAUAAAGGUGUCCUUUUAGCUUGUGAUUCAGGUGCUGUGGAACUGUGGGAGCUGACAGAGGAUGAGCGGCUGCUGUCCAACCGCUUCAGCAAACAGGCUCACGACGCCAUCGUUACCAGCAUCAGUACUACGGCCGCCAAGACGCAUGCAGUCAGUAGCAGCAUGGACUGCAGCGUCAAAGUAUGGGACCUUGGUGAAGAGACGGCCAUUAAUACAUAUCAUGCACACUCCAAACCUGUGACGCGUGUGGUCUGCAGCCCAUCAGAGGAAGCCCUGUUUCUCUCCUGUGGCCAGGAUGGUCGUCUUUUGCUCUGGGAUCGCAGAAAGUCCAAGCCUGCACUUAGUCUGGACAUGGUGGCCCCCAGUUGUGCAGCCACUGCCCUGGCAUGGCACCCACAUCAGAGCAGCACAUUUGCCUAUGGUGAUGUGCUGGGAAGGGUCACAGUGAAAGACCUGCAGACGCCUGGAAAGACUCAGACCAUGACCAGCCACAAGCGUAGCGUUACUGCCUUGGCCUAUUCCUCUCACAG